ACACGGACAUGGGGAAAGAUGCUCGACCCAACUGGGACAGUCCCUUGCAGUUCCUGUUGGCCUGUGUUUCUUAUGCCAUUGGGCUGGGGAAUGUUUGGCGAUUUCCAUACCUGUGCCAAAUGCACGGCGGAGGGGGUUUCUUGAUUCCAUAUCUUGUGAUGCUGUUUAUUGAGGGUGUGCCUUUAUUCUACAUGGAGAUUGCUAUUGGUCAAAAGAUGCGCUUGGGAAGCAUCGGGGCCUGGUCGGCCAUUAACCCGUAUUUGGGAGGAGUGGGUCUCGCUAGUGUUGUAGCAUCUGUGUAUCUUUGCCUCUACUACAACAUUAUCAAUGCAUGGAGUUUCUGGUACCUCUUUAACUCAUUUCAAUCUGUCCUGCCCUGGUCAGAUUGUCCCGUUAAUUCCAACCAGACCGGACUUGUAGAAGAGUGCCAAAAGGCUUCUUCGACUCAAUACUUCUUUUUUAGAGAAACAUUGAACAUUUCUUCUUCGAUUGAAGAGAAUGGAGGCAUCCACACAGGUCAGGCUUUGUGUCUCAUGGUGGCCUGGGUGAUCACAUACUUCUGCAAUAUCCAUGGAAUAAAGUCAUCUGGGAAGGUGGUUUAUUUCACUUCCACAUUUCCUUAUGUGGUCCUCAUGAUCUACCUCAUCCGGGGUUUGACUCUUCCUGGUGCCAUUCAUGGUAUCAAGUACAUGUUCACGCCCAAGAUGGAAGAACUAGCCAAUCCUAUUGCAUGGAUAAAUGCUGCCACUCAGAUUUUUUUUUCUCUGGGUUUGGGAUACGGGUGGCUCAUAGCCUUUUCCAGCUAUAAUCAAUACAACAACAACUUUGAGCCACAGGCCUUCAUUGUUACACUCAUCAACAGUGGAACUUCAAUCUUUGCUUCCAUUGUCACCUUUUCCAUUUAUGGCUUUAAAGCCACAGUUAACUAUGAGAACUGCCUGGAGAGGACACGUAUUUUGCUGCUAAAUACUUUUGAUUUGGCGGAGAACACUAUCAACAUAAACAAUGUGUUUGACUGGAUGAAAACACUCAAUGCAACAUACCCGGAGCAGUUUGCUGAACUUGGCAAUAAACUGGAAGCCUGUGACCUAAAUGAUGAACUAGACACGGCAGUGCAAGGGGUCGGUCUUGCUUUCAUUCUGUACAGUGAAGCCAUUCAAAACAUGCCCCUACCUCAGUUGUGGUCAGUGUUGUACUUCCUCAUGCUUCUGCUUCUGGGAUUGGGCAGCAUGCUGGGCAGUGUGUCCGCCAUCACCACCCCACUACAAGACUUAAAAAUAUUGUCUAACGUUAGCGAUGAGGCUUUAAACGGGACAUUGUGUCUAAUCCUGCUGCUUCUCGGCCUGGCCUUUACCACCCCAUCUGGAAAUUACUGGUUUAUCAUAUUCAAUGAACACGGAGCGUCUUUCUCCGUGCUCUUUAUUGUCCUCGUUGAGAUUGUGACUGUCAGUUACGUUUAUGGUAUUAAAAGGUUUGUAAAAGACAUUGAAGACAUGAUUGGCCACCGUCCAAACUGGUACUUGAAGAUUAUGUGGGGGAUAGUCAGUCCCCUUCUCCUAUUAGUCCUCUUUGUCUUCUAUAUUGUCACUUAUAUCAGAGGAGGGACACCCACCUACCAAGCAUGGGACAAGGAGCUGGGAAAGACAGUGUUGAUGGGCUACCCUGUUUUUGGUCAAGUCUUCAUUGCCAUAUUGUUGGUGUCUGUCGUCAGCUGUGUUCCCCUCACAGCGCUCCAUGUAUACUGCAUGAAUCGGAAAUGUUCUAGUACUUUUGCAAAGAAGGCCAGAUUUGGUUAGAUUCAAAUGUAUAAGGGUUAGAUUCAAAUGUAUUCAGACUUACAUUCCUCGAACCAUAACCAUUGUAAAUUAACUUGUAAAUAUGUAACUAUAUCCUUUGCUGUCUGCAGAUAU
This is a messenger RNA of Syngnathus acus (greater pipefish), 1910 nucleotides long. Its product is annotated as sodium- and chloride-dependent transporter XTRP3A-like. Gene Ontology annotation, cellular component: plasma membrane. The coding region runs from base 9 to 1796 and encodes 595 amino acids. Gene Ontology annotation, biological process: sodium ion transmembrane transport. The record is from RefSeq and is a predicted model, not a curated record. Lineage: Eukaryota; Metazoa; Chordata; Actinopteri; Syngnathiformes; Syngnathidae. Gene Ontology annotation, molecular function: L-proline transmembrane transporter activity. The transcript is spliced from 11 exons.